Molecule: messenger RNA, 468 nt
Organism: Mycena citricolor
Lineage: Eukaryota; Fungi; Basidiomycota; Agaricomycetes; Agaricales; Mycenaceae
Source: the annotation of a GenBank genome assembly
CGCACCGCUAGCCCGGAGCGCUCCGCGCGCUCCGCUGGCCGAGCGCUGUGCGCUGCCGCCGAGCGAAGAGGGUUGCUUACAUUCGGAGUAGCGCGGCAAGGGUAAUCUUGAAAAAAAAAAUAAAAGCACCCUUCUUCUGCUUUAGUGUUUUAACCUUUUAGCCUUUUAGUUGUUUAGCGCUUUAGCUUGCCUUACUCUCUACUGCUAACUAAAGGUCGUCCUGUCCGCCCUGCGGCGCGCAACGCUACUCCUUCGUCUGGACAUUUUAAGGUUUCGUAAAAUUAAAUCAGCAUCACUGUAAGCUAUAUCUAUCCAGGAGUGGACAUUUGUUUAAAAGUUUAAGAUUAGUCUCCCUAAAAAAACGUUAUAUUUAAGAUCAUAAAUGGUACUAACAUUAUAUUACAAAAUGAAAAUAAUAAUGAUUUUUUUAUUUCUGUGUGGAAUCGCAGGUUUUAUUUUAAACAGAAA